Staurois parvus is the source of this 274-nucleotide messenger RNA. NCBI's taxonomy places the organism in Eukaryota, Metazoa, Chordata, Amphibia, Anura, Ranidae. The record is from the annotation of a GenBank genome assembly.
GCAAAAAUGACAUUUUUUAAAAAUUUCAAAUUUCCCGCCGUACGCCCCAACGUCACAGGGACCGGAACACAGAAGCCGGAUGCCGGCAUGGGCCGGAGGAGAUGGCCGGGGACGCUGCAGGGCACACAUCGUGGGAGCGAAGGACAAGGUAAGCACUGUAGGGAAUCCCUGUGCAACGCCGCAUGGUAAGCCCGAGUGUAGCUCGUUGUUACCGCUUUUGGUACUGAAACUUUACCCCGAUCUACACUCGGGAAUACCGCUAGGGAGGUUAACC